This is a messenger RNA of Fusarium sp. VM40, 531 nucleotides long. NCBI's taxonomy places the organism in Eukaryota, Fungi, Ascomycota, Sordariomycetes, Hypocreales, Nectriaceae. The record is from the annotation of a GenBank genome assembly.
AUGGCCAAAUUGCUUCUCUCAUCCGGCCAGGUGCAAGUCAUCGGAUCUUGCUUCGUCGUUGUAUUCUGCACAUUCGCUCUCUUCAUCAGUGGCUAUAUAAUUCAGCAAAGGACGCUCACCCAGCUCCGCUCGGCAAUCAAACCACGUGCCGAAACUCGCCCAUCACCAAAAGUCUACCUCCCCGAGAAGUUCCAAGUCCGGACAAAGGAGCUCGAAGAUGGCCGUGUGAUCGAUAUAGAUACAGAGGCCGAUAUUGAAGUACGACGACAGCGUCUUUUGGUUGAGGUUAAGGAGACAAAGCCUAAUGCGGAUAUCGAGGGAGACGAGGCGUUGGCGAGAAACCUCGAGAUCAUAAAGCAACUACAGGCCAAGGUAGUGGAUAAGAUGUCGACACCUAAGGGACACGUCGAGGCGCCGGUCCCUAAUCACAAGCCUGUUAGCAAGUCAAAGAGGAGGAAGAUGAUCAAGCAAGAGCUUCAGAAGUCAGCACAAGCUGAGGACGGGCUUUACUAUCAACGCAGGAUGUGGUGA